Molecule: messenger RNA, 1491 nt
Organism: Hyphopichia burtonii NRRL Y-1933
Lineage: Eukaryota; Fungi; Ascomycota; Pichiomycetes; Serinales; Debaryomycetaceae
Product: E3 ubiquitin-protein ligase
Exons: 1
Coding region: 1-1491 (496 amino acids)
Biological process (GO): DNA repair; mRNA splicing, via spliceosome; protein ubiquitination
Cellular component (GO): U2-type catalytic step 1 spliceosome; Prp19 complex; cytoplasm
Molecular function (GO): ubiquitin protein ligase activity; protein binding
Source: RefSeq, a predicted model, not a curated record
AUGCGCUGUGCAAUUUCUGGAGAGGAAGCUACCGAGCCCGUGAUAUCCUCGAAAAGUGGACAUAUUUUUGAAAAGAAAUUGGUGGUCAAUUACAUAUCUACAAGUGGUAGAGAUCCUAUUAAUGACGAACCAUUAACUGUUGAUGACUUGAUUCCUAUUAACAGUGAACUCUCUUCAAUAACACCAGCAAAGCCUCCCACCUUCAAUUCAAUUCCAAGUUUGUUAUCGACAUUCCAAAAUGAGUGGGAUUCAUUGGCUCUAGAAGUCUUCACCUUGCGUAAACAGUUGUUUAAAGCGAGAGAGGAGCUCAGUGCUGCACUAUAUCACCAUGAUGCUGCUGUUAGAGUAGCAGCAAAAGCUAUCAAGGAAAGAGAUGAGGCUAAGCAGUCUUUGCAAGAUUUAUCUGUUGCAAUUGGUAAAUCAGAACCUUUGCCAACAAAUAAUGAAACUACUUCAAACGAAACAGAAACUACCAUUCCAUAUGCCGAAGAGCUCGAACAAGCUCGUGAGCAAUUAUUCCAAAUCCAUAAAUCCCAGAAACCUUCAUUACCACUCACCCCCGAUCAAGAGAUAUCUAUAGAAUUUAGUGGUAAACAUUUCCAACCAUUCAAGAGUAUCCAAAAAGUUCACAUCGACUUGGAAUCAAAAACAAUUCUCAUGGCAUCAGAUACAAAUAGAAUAUCUAUUUGUAACUUUGAAGAUCCUUCAAACCCCCAAGAAUCCAAACUUGACUGGAAGAAAAAAGGCAUACAUUCUUUAGGAUUGAUCAAACUUAAUGGUAAGCCUACUCCGGUUAUAGGCCAUAUGCAUCAACUUAUCACUGACAGCAACGAAAUAAUCCAAGAAGUCAGAUCAGACAGUUCCAUCAGCAAAAUAGUAACUCAUCCAAAAUUAUCUGAAUAUUUCAUUACCACUGAAGCAAAAGGUAAAUGGUUCUUAAAUAAAGAAAAUCAAAAUGUGUUUCAAUCACCUAACGACUUGGAAAAUACCAGUAGCAGCUUACAUGUGGAUGGUAUUUUACUUGCUGUUGCCAGUCCGGAUGGAAUCCGUUUAUUCAACAUUAUCGAUGGUAGCGAAAAUCUCAAACUCGACUACCCGAAUGCUUCUAAUAUAAAGUUCGCAAUGAAUGGUUACUGGCUUUUAGCAUCUUCCGGAAAUUCUUUAGAUGUAUUCGAUUUGAGAAAGGAUCAAAUAGCUCAUUCAAUAGUGCUUGAUCAUAAAAUUGUUGAUUUUGCCAUUGAUCCAUCUUCUUCGGUAAUUAUUACUUACGAUGACUCUCACACAUUAUUUUUGCAUCGCUAUAUUAAGAAAGGUAAACAAUGGGUAGAUAAAGUUUUCGAAAAACAUGUUACUGAAGUCAAAAAACCUUUGAAGACUAUCGAUUCUUGGUCUGCUGCUGAAGAUCAAAGCUUUAAAGAUGACGGAAUUGUCACUUUCAAAGCUGUAGCUGAAAAUUCCUUAAUAUUAGACUUUCAACUCAAAUAUAAUUAG